Messenger RNA from Ictidomys tridecemlineatus (thirteen-lined ground squirrel), 6147 nucleotides. The record is from RefSeq and is a predicted model, not a curated record. NCBI's taxonomy places the organism in Eukaryota, Metazoa, Chordata, Mammalia, Rodentia, Sciuridae.
AUUUAAAAGACAUCCGUCGUGUGAGACCUCAAGGAAAUAAAUGCUGUAGAGUGUGGCGUGGCACUGCGUGCUGUGGGUGGGCAGAGCAUCAGAGAUGCAGUCCGUAAUGGUGAAAAGUAGGCAGAGAGAAAUUUCUGUUUAUCUUGACAAUUUGUAGUUAGUAUUAGAAGCUCAGAAACUUAGGGGAAUUUUUCUUAUCUUUUUUCUUUCUGGAAUCUUAAAGCUGGACUUUAAGAUUCUGGACUUCUCUGGAAUGCCCCUGUGGAUGGUGCAGCCAGAGUGGGAAAGAGAGAGCGUUGUGUUAUGACAGAGACCUGGACUCUAGAAUCCAUGGUCUUCUGACCUAAUGUUGUAAUCUUUGAGAAGCUGCUUCUCUCCCUCAGCAUCAGUUUUCUCAGUUGUAAAACAGAGAGAUUGGACUCAAAACUCUGUUCCUGUACCUUGCUAGCUUCUGAUUAUGGCCCUACUGUCAAAGCAUCUUGUUUCAGUUCAUGGUGGAGUAGUUUGUAAAACUGUGGAGCUAAAAUCUGUUCUGCUGGCUUCCAUUGUUGCUUCUAGAACAGCUUCUGUGUUAUCCAUAGUUUUUCUGCGUGUGAAGUUAAGUGACUUGUUUUCCAGUGCCACCUGCCAUUGCAUUGUUGUUUUGCAUGUUCACUAGUUUGCUAGGGACUGUUGGAGUGCCGGCUCUCCUGCCCAGAGCUAGAGACUUUGUAUGUGGAGUGUGGGAUGCUCUGCCCAGUACAGAAUAUGGGACAUGGCUCUCUGUAGUGCUGUACUUAUGCAAUUGGUGUGUGAAUUCUAAAUGUUUGUUAAGGUUCAUUUUGUUAGUUUUGGUCCAUUGUACUGGCUUCUCAAGGCCUUACUGAAUUUCAGUGUGUUCAUUGGAUCAUGAUGCACUCGAGAGAGUCUGGAGAAACAGAAGUCUGUUUUGUCUUGGUCAGCUGCUGGUCAUAAUCUUGGGCAAGCCAUUUAAUGUAGAUUUGAGUUUCCUCGUCUCCUAAGUUGGAAUUUUAAAGUCGAUGCUCCCUGAAAUGGGUGCUCAGGUUACUUCUGGUUUUAAAGUCCUUGAGUCUAAUAUUGGGUCUUCAACCUUCUUAAGAGAAUGUUGGAUUGAGCAGAUGUUUUCUGAGCACACAGUGUUUAAAGGGUGUACGAGGGUUUCGGAGGUAAGUGGAUAGUCCUAUGUGCUGAAAACCAUGACCUGGUGUGGAAUCAGGCUGACUUGUACCAUGGAAGUAUGCAUAUAGCUGGAUGUAAGGAUGGUUGGGGAACGGGAAAUUGGCCAUUGUCUAAAAAGGUAACCAGUUUGAGGGAUGAAAGGAUUUGCCUGAUGGGUAGGUAGCAAGGCAGAAUGUAAAGGGCAGGAAAUGUCUGUGGAAAGACCCAGAAGCUUCAGAAGAGUCAAGGAGUUAUAUGUGGUCAGUACUUUUGAAAAAGCAGUCUGGUCGGGAGCUUUCGGUGCUGUGUUGAGAUUUUGUACUGCAGGUGUUUGGCAGAUAGGGAUUGUAAGCAGGCAAGUUACAUUGGGCUUGUAGGGUUUGGAGUUGUCCAUGGUAGCAAGCAGAGUGAUGAAUGGGGGAGCAUGGUCAGGUGUCAAAAUUAAGAGUGUUGAGCCAAGGGGAGACAGGAAGGAGUAAGUGGAAGUGCUGGAGUUUAUCAGGAUAUAUAGGCAGUGGUUUUCUGUUCAUGGUGAGUGUACUCUAUUCUGUUCUUGUCAGCAAAUUCAGCAGAUGAGGAAACUUUCUAAUUGAAAUGCUCACAGGGAGAGAAUAGGCCAGAGCAGUCACUGGGUAUGUCAUCCCUUCCUCCUCUCCGUCAGAACACCCCCAUCUUUCCUCCUGCCAGUCCUCUUUCUUUUUUCCUGUGGGUCCUGUUGAUUGUAUUGUUUCUUCCACGGCUGCAUGUCAACAACAUUGAUGAUCAGCAGAACAUCAGUUCCUUACGCGCUGCACCAGGAGGUGUGUGAGUGCCUGACAGAGAAGUAAGAGUACGGGUCACUGUACCCAAGACUGUGUAAGCUAAAGUCAGGUAGUGAAUUUGAGAGGGGUCUGGUUAUAAUUAUAUGGGUAUAAUUACAUAGUUGAUGGUAGUGCACAGUGAGAAAAGAACAGUGGGUACCUACUGCAGGCUUUGGUGCUUUGUCUAGGCUUACUGGGUGGGAUCCCUCACUGUUGAAGGAGUCCCCAUGGCAAGAGGGACAUAGAACCAAGAGUGGUCCAAAUGAUCACGGAGUUGUAAUUUUGAUUACCUUUCCUUUGUUUUGUCGUCCCCCCCACCCCCAGAUUCAGCUUCUCAUCUUUGCCCCACUGAGGCUGUUUUCUGUGUGUUAGAAAGCCAUGUAGACCACCUCUCCUUUGAAGGCCACUUAGGUGUCCCUGGAGAUAGCUGGAGAAUAUUUUAUAAUUAAAAAUUUUUGAAAAGUGCUGGAGUUAUCCAGGAAAAAUUCCACACCUGUCUCACUACUGCAUGAAGUGUUGAAAGUUUUUAAAGAACGCAGUUGUAUGUGUUGGUGAUAGAAAGAAGAUGGAAGUUUUCCAGGAACUUCGGAAACCAUCUGUACGUUUGGAGUGUGACCACUGCAGUUUCAGAGGCACCGAUUAUGAAAAUGUGCAGAUCCACAUGGGCACCAUCCACCCAGAAUUCUGUGAUGAAAUGGAUGCUGGGGGUUUAGGUAAGAUGAUAUUUUACCAGAAAAGCGCAAAGCUCUUUCACUGCCAUAAAUGCUUCUUCACGAGCAAAAUGUACUCCAAUGUGUACUAUCACAUCACAUCCAAACAUGCAGCCCCAGAAAAAUGGAAUGAUAAACUGAAAAGUCAGUUGAACAAAGAAACAGAUCCUUUGAGAAUGCCCCCUCUUCCUGAACACCAGAAAACACCCUCUAAUUCAGCAGAACUCCUGAAACCUGGGACUUCCCUCUCCAUAGAAACACAGAAACUAGGUCCAGUUCUGUCUCCAGAGUCCCCUGAACCUGAUCCUCUUGCUCCAUUGGAGCUUCAGAAACCCGGCCCUGCAGUUCCUCCUGAGCAGGCAACAACUCCUCCUCUGGAGCCUUCGAAACCUGUUCCUGUUUCUUCUGAGCUUCCAAAAUCAGCACCUGUUGUGUCUGAGUUGCAGAAGCCUGUCCCUGUCCCCUCUCCAGAGCCACAGAAACCUGUCCCUAUGUCUCCUGAGCCAGUAAAGGCUGCUCUUGCUAACCCUAAGCCUCAGAAGCACUCUCACUUUGCAGACACAGGGGGACCACCUUCAGCCUCAUCUCCUGAGUCACCGGUUCUGGCUGCUUCCCCUGAGUCUUGGGGGCUGUCCCCAACUGCAUCUCCAGAAUCUCGGAAGCCCACCCGCACUGCCUCUCCAGAGCCAAAGAAGCCAUCCCCGUCAGAGUCUCCUGAACCUUGGAAGCCAUUUCCUGCUGUCUCCCCAGAGCCCCGGAGACCAGCCCCAGCUGUGUCGCCAGGUUCCUGGAAGCCAGGGCCACCUGGAUCCCCGAGGCCUUGGAAAUCCAGUCCUUCAGCAUCUUCAGGACCUUGGAAGCCAACUAAACCUGCUCCAUCUGUGUCUCCUGGACCCUGGAAACCAAUUCCUUCUAUAUCACCUGGACCUUGGAAACCAGCUCCAUCUGUGUCCCCUGCAUCCUGGAAGUCGUCUUCAGUCUCAUCUGGCUCCUGGAAAACUCCCCCUACAUCUCCAGAGUCGUGGAAGUCUGGACCACCAGAGCUCCGAAAGUCAUCCCCUGCCUUGUCACCUGAGCACUGGAAAGCAGUUCCCCCAGUGUCUCCUGAACUUCGCAGACCAGGCCCGCCACUCUCCCCAGAGAUUCGUAGCCCAGCAGGCUCUCCAGAGCUCAGGAAACCCUCAGGGUCACCAGACCUUUGGAAGCUUUCUUCUGACCAGCGGAAAACUUCUCCUGCUUCAUUUGAUUUUUCUGAGUCUCAAAAAAGUUCCCGUGGUGGUUCUCCUGAUCUCUGGAAGUCUUCCUUUGUCAUGGAACCUCAGAAACCUGCUGUCUUCCCUGAAACCCGGAAGCCAGGUCCUUCUGGGUCAUCUGAGUCCCCAAGAAUGGCUUCGGAUAUCUGGAAGCCUGUCCUUUCUAUUGAUGCUGAGUCUCGAAAGUCUGCACUAUUUCCUGAGCCCUCCAGAGCAGCCCCUCCUGCUUCUCCUGAGCCACGGAAACGUGUUCUUUUCCCAGAGUCCCGGAAGCAUGCCUUGUUCCCUGAACUGCCCAAGUCUGCUUUGUUCUCAGAGGCUCAGAAAGCAGCAGGGCUUGGUGAUGAGCUACAGAUAGAUGCUGCAGAGGACCAAAAAUGUGAUCUUUUGGUUCAGGAAGAGCUUCUGGCCACUCCCAAGAAACUCUUGGAAGAUGCCCUAUUUCCUUCCUCCAAGAAGCUCAAGAAGGAUAGCCAGGAGAGCUCAGAUGCUGAGCUGAGCAGCAGUGAGUACCUCAGAACAGACCUGGAUGCCAUAGACAUGAAGGGCCAGGAGUCUAGCAGUGAUCAAGAGCAGGUGGAUGUGGAAUCUAUUGAUUUUGGCAAAGAGAACAAAAUGGACAUGACAAGUCCAGAGCAAUCCCGAAAUGUGCUACAGUUCACUGAAGAAAAAGAAGCAUUUAUCUCAGAAGAGGAGAUUGCAAAAUACAUGAAGCGUGGGAAGGGGAAAUAUUAUUGCAAGAUCUGUUGCUGUCGUGCUAUGAAGAAAGGUGCUGUUUUGCAUCAUUUGGUUAAUAAGCACAAUGUCCACAGUCCUUAUAAGUGCACAAUUUGUGGAAAGGCCUUUCUUCUGGAAUCUCUCCUUAAGAAUCAUGUAGCAGCUCAUGGGCAAAGUUUACUUAAAUGUCCACGUUGUAAUUUUGAAUCCAAUUUCCCGAGAGGCUUUAAGAAACACCUAACUCAUUGUCAAAGCAGGCAUAAUGAAGAGGCAAAUAAAAAGCUGAUGGAAGCUCUUGAGUCCUCCUUGGAGGAGCCACAGAUUUGAUUUUUGAGCACAGUGUGAACACUUGCUGUACAAUGCUGUCUGUGGAGACUGCAGCUUGUUACGUGGCCUGGUUGGGCCAGUAGAUGGUAAUGUGCAGCGUGUACCGUGUGUGAUUGUUUCACUAGUGUUGAAAGGAUAAGUACUUUUUUCUGCUGUUAUGUGGCUGUCUUGUAAAUCAACAAAUUUCUACUGUAUAUUUCAGAUAGUUAAAACUUCUCAUUUCUUUUAAAUAUAUUUAAAUAGUAACACAGAGAAGUAGGCAUUCUGUAUAGUAAAUGAGCAAGUUCUGAACCCCUGUUAAAAUAUGUCUGCGUGUGUGUAAAACCCAGUUUCAGACAAUAGAGGUUAUUAGGUACAGGGCUCGGGAGCAAUUCAGUGGUAGAGCACUUGCUUAGCAUGUGCCAGGCCCUGGGUUCAGUCCCCAGCACCACAUGAAAAAUUAUUAGGUGGAAUGUUCAAGAAUAGGCAUGAAAAGUAAACUUAAGAAAAAUUUUGUUUCCCUGAUGUAUUUUAAAAUCCUAAGAGUUAUUUUCUAUUUGAUCAUGUAAAAUUAUUUUAUAAAUCUUGAACAGUUUUUAGAUGAUCAUAAACUUUUAUGUCAUGGAAAGCUGAGUCUCAGGGUUGCUGAUUUUCUGCUGACAGGGAAAGUCAAGGAAGUCUUUGAAGUAAUCUGCAGCCUUCUGCAGGGGCUGUGAGGAAGGCCUGGGGGGCUCUUCUCGUCCUCAGUCAAGUACAUCUGAGUCUUCCAUCUGCUGUCCUGCCCUCACUUUCCUGUCGGCCCACACUAACAAAUUAAUGGAUGAUCUCAGAUGAGCUUUUUUCCCCCCUCUUCUCUUCUGGGGUGCUGGUGAUGAAACCCAGGACCUCUUGCUAGGCCAGAGCUCUUUCUGCCACUGAGCCACACCCCAGCCCACAGCAGAUCCUUAACUGCCAAAUGUGUUAGUGUUCUGUACCUCGUACUGCUGGGCUUCGCUCCCCCUGUUGGGUUUAAGACCAGAGUAGUGGGUAGGAGUUGAAAGUCUUCCAGAUUCAUAGUAAGAGCUUUUGUAAAUGUUAAAGAAAUAUAUCGGUUUGAUUUUCACAGUUAUGUUACUGUAAAUACCUUGUACCUGUUCAGGAUUAUUUUAUUCUAAGAUAUUUCGUCAAAUGUGUAUUAACCAAAUUAAAAAGACUUUCAUGUCA